Molecule: messenger RNA, 1563 nt
Organism: Orbicella faveolata
Lineage: Eukaryota; Metazoa; Cnidaria; Anthozoa; Scleractinia; Merulinidae
Product: bone morphogenetic protein 10-like
Cellular component (GO): extracellular region
Molecular function (GO): cytokine activity; growth factor activity
Source: RefSeq, a predicted model, not a curated record
UCCGGAGCUCCGUAAUCAUCUCUGCUAGGGGCCAGGAAGAUCAAUCCAAACUCAGCGGUUCAUCGAUAUCCUCUGCACAAGGGGAAGAUACGAGUCGCAAAGCUCAAGAUGUCUUUUUCCUUCAGCGGUUAAUGCUCAAUACUCAUGUCAAGACUGCACAGAAGACAAAUGUCACAAAUAAAAAUAAAAGUUGAGAGCUUGUUUCGUCGAGUGCAUAAAAUGUCAGUGCAUCACUUAUUUUUGGCCUUCUAUUUCUAAUGAAGGAAGGAAAUCUCAAGAAUAAUUUUGUAUAUCCCCUUAGCCAAAUACCAUUGCGAUAUCAUGUAACAGAUGAAGUAUUAGUUUAGUACUCAAAAGCUUUUAGAAAGUAACACGAACACUGAAAAAGAGAGGUAGACAGAUCCUAUUCAGUGGUUACGGCCAACAAAGAGUCCUUGCCAUAUAAAGGAACCUUGGUUGUCUUUGAAGUAGUUCAGCUGUGAUUUUCGAACGAAGGACCCAGUCGUCACUACCGAAACUUGUCGUGAACAUCAUGACGAUGCUGUAUCUGUUUCUGUCGCUCUUCGCCUCCCAGCUCCUCCUGGUGACUUCAUGUGCCAUCGAAAAAGAACAAGUAAAGAUCAGAGGAGAACCUCCGUCCUUGGAAGCGAAAAAGACGAUAUCAGAGUCUCCUGAUCCAAAGACAUUAGAGGCACCGUGGGCAUACAAUUCUGCAGCCGAGAAGACUGAACAUGAAAAUGAUACGUGCCAAAAGGUUCGCUUGUACGUAUACUUCAAAAUACUUGACCUGUCUGAGGACAUCAUCGCACCUCCGGGCUUCUAUAUCAAUCAGUGCAAAGGCAAAUGUUCCUCAACACAGCGAAGAAAGUUUCCCAAUCGCUCGGCUCUCAUGGCCUUGCUAGAGAAAAAGACAGGCCUUGAAAUUGAUGACGAGGCAUGCUGUGUCCCAACCAAACUGGAGCCGAUAACAGUUCUCCUUUUUGAUAAAAAUAACUAGGUCGUCCAAAAGAAGUUUGAUGACAUGGUCGUUAAAGAAUGCGGAUGCAAGUAGAAGACUCCGCAUUUGAUCCAUUUGUGGCAGAAGUAAAAUCCUAAGAUGGACACAUAAGUUUAAAUGAUAGACACUAUUGUAAUGUGAAUUCUCGUGCGAACUUCAGGAAAAGAACUCACCCUAAGAGUUUUUUUGUAGUUUUGAAGUUAAUCUUAAAGAAAUAGCUUGCAGUGUUCAGAGUUAAAAGUAUUUUAACGAAAAUUUAAACGGUUUUCCAAGUCUUUUUCUUGGAUAAGGGUCGAAGCGAACGCAAAGCGUUGCCAUUAUUGCUGUAGUAUCAGAAUAUUUCACAUUGUAGUAAAGCGUUUUAAUAGAAUAAAAGAGGGGUUUACCACGGUUUAUUUUUCAUGAUAAAAUUUAACACAAGAAACGCGUUUCAGGUGGUUAGAAAUACAAUAAAAAGAAAUUUUCGAUAGGGCGAGGGGACCUCCAAAAAUCCACCAGGCUUAUGGAGGAAGCCACCUCAAUCGUUGAGUUAUGAUGGCUGGGCUGUGGACUCAUUAAUUUUUUUC